Messenger RNA from Ipomoea triloba (trilobed morning glory), 1458 nucleotides. RefSeq names its product heterogeneous nuclear ribonucleoprotein U-like protein 1. Lineage: Eukaryota; Viridiplantae; Streptophyta; Magnoliopsida; Solanales; Convolvulaceae. The transcript has 6 exons. The coding region runs from base 1 to 1458 and encodes 485 amino acids. The record is from RefSeq and is a predicted model, not a curated record. Gene Ontology annotation, molecular function: protein binding.
AUGGCGACGUCGUGGCCGAAACGUGACUCCUCCUCGUCGUCGAUAACCGAUGAAGAACAUCCCGACGCUAAGAAGCUCAAGAUCACCGUCGCCGGAGACCAGCUGGAGACCCAAACUCCGCUCGUCAUUCCCCGUCGCGUAUCACUCAACCCCGCCGAUUGCGACUUGGAUUUCUGUAUUGAGUUCAAUGGGCUGCAAGGCUCAGCGCGUUAUGAAGAGGAGUUCGCUUAUUGCUGGUCUGGGGCUCGAGCGGAUGUGGGGAUCAGUGGGGGGAAAUAUUGUUUUGGCUGCAAAAUCAUUGCAUAUCAGCCUGCAAACAUAGGCUAUGAUGAAGAUGACAUCUCAGAAGACCACAAGAAUGUAUGUAGGGUAGGGGUGUCAAGGGGGGACGAUAAUGGCAACAGUAGUCUUGGAAGCCUGGGGGAGACAAUGAACAGUUUCUGCAUUCAAACCACCAGAGAGUUUUGCAGUGGGGGAAAGUUUUGUGACUAUGGCGAUCGGUUCGAAAUCGGGGAUACAAUAGUUUGUUGUGUGGAUCUUGAGGCUAAACCAGCGUCCAUUGGGUUUUCAAGAAAUGGGGGAUGGAUGGGAAUGGCAUGCCAGUUUGAUUGGCAAUGGCAAUCUGCAUUUUUCCCUCAUGUUCUGCUAAAAAAUGUGGUUGUUCUUCUGCAAUUCUGCAGGGAAGAUGGAUUGGAGCCUGUUGAAGGCUAUAAACCCUGGGCAUCUUCUGUGCAAGAUGGGAAAGCUUUUCCAGGCCCUACUUUAUCACCAGAUGUUCAUGGCUGUGACCUUAUGAUGAUGGUUGGUUUGCCUGGUUCAGGCAAGACAACCUGGGCUGAGAAAUGGGCUACAGAGCACCCCGAAAAACGAUACAUCUUGCUUGGAGAAACCCAUGCUUUUGAUAAAAUGAAGGUGCCUUCCCUGAUGGAUAGGUCUAACAAAGAUGAACUGUUUGAGUGCUGGAAUGGCCGUGCUGCUAAACUCUUCAGUGCUCUAGUGUCCCGAGCUUCAAAGCUGCCUCGAAACUUCAUCAUUGAUCACACGAAUGUCCACAAAGUUCAUCGUCGCCACAAGCUGAAGCCAUUUGCAAACUACAACAAAGUUGCUGUUGUGGUUUUCCCAGCACUAGAAGAGUUCAAGUCGCGCGUUGUUAAGAGAUACAGAGAACUGGGAAAGGAAAUUCCUGCUGGUGUCAUAAAUGAGGCUUUAGGCAACUUUGUUUUGCCAAUGAGCAAAGACAUGCAUGGAACAGAUGAGCACUUUGAUGAGGUUUGGUUUCCAGAACUGGGAAGAGCAGAAUCAGAGAAGUACUUGGGUGAGAUGAAAGCAAAUAUGAAUUUUUUUGCAGUUUUGGGAGAACAAACACAGAGGCCUGGUUCUGCAGGUGUCUCCAGAGAAGUUGACAUGGAUGGGGCAUCCAGCAUUCAUGGUGAUUUCAUGGAUGCUCAGCAUUACUAA